Messenger RNA from Sardina pilchardus (European sardine), 2383 nucleotides. RefSeq names its product mitogen-activated protein kinase 11 (gene mapk11). The transcript has 12 exons. The record is from RefSeq and is a predicted model, not a curated record. Gene Ontology annotation, cellular component: cytoplasm; nucleus. The coding region runs from base 85 to 1170 and encodes 361 amino acids. Gene Ontology annotation, biological process: protein phosphorylation; intracellular signal transduction. Gene Ontology annotation, molecular function: ATP binding; MAP kinase activity. Lineage: Eukaryota; Metazoa; Chordata; Actinopteri; Clupeiformes; Clupeidae.
CUCAUCCACCCAGCAGUAUCUCGCGCUUCGGAUUGCUAGUUUGCACGGCUUCGGGAGGUGACAGUAGCCGAGCGCGCGGAGAAAAUGUCAGCCAGACCCGGCUUUUACCGGCAGGAGCUCAACAAAACCGUGUGGGAGGUUCCCGAGCGGUACCAGAACCUGACGCCGGUUGGAUCCGGGGCGUACGGAACUGUGUGCUCGGCGUAUGAUGUCAAGUUGCGUCAGAAGGUGGCGGUGAAGAAGCUGUCGCGACCGUUCCAGUCGCUCAUCCACAGCCGCCGAUCCUACCGAGAGCUGCGCCUGCUCAAGCACAUGAAGCACGAGAACGUGAUCGGACUACUGGACGUCUUCACUCCAGCUACCUCUCUAGAAGACUUCAAUGAAGUGUACCUGGUGACUAACCUGAUGGGUGCCGAUCUGAACAACAUCGUCAAGUUCCAGCGUCUGUCUGAUGAGCACGUGCAGUUCCUCAUCUACCAGCUGCUCCGGGGCCUCAAGUACAUCCAUUCAGCAGGACUGAUUCACAGGGACCUGAAGCCCAGCAACGUGGCUGUGAAUGAGGACUGUGAGCUCAGGAUCCUGGACUUUGGAUUGGCCAGACAGACCGACGACGAGAUGACCGGCUAUGUGGCCACCCGCUGGUACCGGGCGCCAGAAAUCAUGCUCAACUGGAUGCACUACAACCAGACAGUUGAUAUCUGGUCAGUGGGGUGCAUCAUGGGAGAGCUGCUGAAGGGGAAGGUCCUGUUUCCUGGCAACGACUACAUCGACCAGCUGAAGAGGAUCAUGGAGGUGGUCGGCACGCCGAGUCCAGAGCUCCUGAAGAAAAUGUCCUCCGAACACGCGCAGAAGUACAUCCAGUCUCUGCCCUUCAUGCCCCAGCAGGACCUGGAGAAGAUCUUCAGAGGGGCCAACCCCCUGGCGGUGGACCUGCUGAAGCGCAUGCUGGUGCUGGACUGUGACGGCCGGAUCACGGCGUGUGAGGCGCUGUCCCACCCGUACUUCUCCCAGUACCACGACCCGGACGACGAGCCCGAGGCCUCGCCCUACGACCAGACGCUCGAGAGCAAGGACCGCACGCUGGAGGAGUGGAAAGAGCUGGUGUUUGAGGAGGUGAGCGGCUUCAAAGCUCCUGUCAGCAAACCAGACAGUCUGCAGGCUGAGCAGUAGGAGCCCGCCCACAACACCCCAUUUACCAAUCAGAGAAGGCAGAGAGAAGGAGAGCCCGCCUACAAUACCCCAUCCACCAAUUAGAGAAGGAGAGCCCACCUACAACAUCCCAUCCACCAAUCAGAGAAGGAGAACCCGCCUACAACACCCCAUCCACCAAUCACAGAAGGAGAACCCGCCUACAACACCUCAUCCACCAAUCAGAGAAGGACGCACCCAUCCACAUCACCCAACCCACUAAUCACAGAAUGCAGGGAGAAGGAUGAAUCCGGCUACAAUGCUUCACCAACCAAUCACAUAAGGCUGACACAGAGAGGAGUUGGCCUACAAUUCCCCAUCCACCAAUCAAGAGCAGGCCAAGGCAGAAGAGCCGGCCUGCAAAAUACCACUGACCAAUCAGAGGAGAUUACAGAGGAGGGCGGGCCUACGAAGGACUCCUACCCAAUCAGAACCUUUCAGGCCAUUCCGCUGGCCUGAUGCGCUGUGUAUAUGACUGGUGUACAAAUAUGUGUGUGUGUGUGUGUGUGUGUGUGUGUGUCUGUGUAUGAAUGUGUGUUGUUCAGUACCACUGCCUAUUUUACCUACAGUAUUGGAUCGUCUGCAAGGUGUGUCUAUUGUUGGGGAUGUCCAGGUUGUACCUUAUCAGGGAGCAUGUUCUUAUGCAUGUGUGUGUGUGUGUGUGUGUGUGUGUGUGUGUGUGUGUGUGUGUAUUUAGUUCUGUGUGUGUGUGUCUCUGAAGCACGUGUGUUUGGAUGCUGGUGUUCUCUGAUACACUUUGUGUUUGUGUGUGUAUGUGUGCGUGUAUGUGUGUCUCUACCUUUUAUACUCGCGAAAGGGAAGGAGAUGAGGUGUGGCAGAGAAUCCGCUCCACCCAAUCAGAUUUGUGGGACACAGGUCAUGUGACUAGUCACAUGCUUGCGCCCGCCGUGUUCCAUUGGCUGUCUCCGUCAGCAGGAGACUACAGGGUCAUACCAAAGAUCAUUAAGGGCGGAGCAAGAUACUUUGUGAGAAGCCACUUCCUGGAACCCGAAUCGCAAGAGGGAGGGGGGGCAAAAUCCCCCUUUAUGCAGAGCUGUUCCAGUGAAGUCUAUGGACAUGACACACCCCUUUAUGCAGAGGAAGUGAUCCCCGUUUUUGCGCCCAUAGACAUGAUCUACGACAACGUAUCUUGCUCCGCCUUAAGGAUCUUUGGUCAUACGUAGCAAAAGCUCUU